ACACACAGAUAAUCUACAUAUUUAUUUUAUAUAUAAAGAGAUGGAUAAUCUAACUGAGAAUGAAGUUAAGAAUUUUUAUAGCUUUCUUCCUCUCCAAGACCACACACAAAAUCAAGAAAAGACAUUUGAGUUUAAGAUCCAGUUAACCAGAGAUGAGAGCCAACAACAACAACACAAGAGAAGAAGAGAGAAGCAGUUCUUCAAAGCAGCAGCAACCACAAGCUCAUAUGUCUUUGAAAAUCAUAGAUUCAUGUCUCAGACUCAGUGUGGUUCCUCUCAGUGUUGCAACCAUCUGGUUAACUGUCACUAACCAUGAAUCCAACCCUGACUAUGGCAAUUUAGACUACAACUCCAUCAUGGGUCUCAAGUAUAUGGUUGGUGUGAGUGCCAUAUCUGCUAUUUAUGCUCUGCUCUCUACUAUCUCUUUAUGGGUCACAUGUUUAGUCUCCAAAGCUUGGCUCUUCUUUGUUCCUGACCAGGUUUUAGCUUAUGUGAUGACCACAUCAGUAGCAGGAGCAACAGAGAUAGUGUAUUUACUUAACAAAGGAGACAAAAUAGUGACAUGGAGUGAAAUGUGUUCUUCUUAUCCACAUUAUUGUUCAAAACUCACAAUUGCUUUGGGACUUCAUGUCUUUGUUCUUUUCUUUUUCUUAUUUCUCUCUGUAAUUUCUGCCUAUAGAGCUUUUAGUCCCUUUGAUCCUCCUUGUGAUUCUCAAACCAAUAUUGAUGCUUAAAUUAGUCAGUUUUGGAGUCAACUUUAUCAAAAUGUUGCAGAAAUUAA
This is a messenger RNA of Arabidopsis lyrata subsp. lyrata, 781 nucleotides long. RefSeq names its product CASP-like protein 2D1. Bases 153 to 734 code for a protein of 193 amino acids. Lineage: Eukaryota; Viridiplantae; Streptophyta; Magnoliopsida; Brassicales; Brassicaceae. The transcript is spliced from 3 exons. The record is from RefSeq and is a predicted model, not a curated record.